Molecule: messenger RNA, 6094 nt
Organism: Glossina fuscipes
Lineage: Eukaryota; Metazoa; Arthropoda; Insecta; Diptera; Glossinidae
Product: atrial natriuretic peptide receptor 1
Exons: 9
Coding region: 1366-5778 (1470 amino acids)
Biological process (GO): protein phosphorylation; receptor guanylyl cyclase signaling pathway; intracellular signal transduction
Cellular component (GO): membrane
Molecular function (GO): protein kinase activity; peptide receptor activity; ATP binding
Source: RefSeq, a predicted model, not a curated record
ACAGAGAUUAACAUACAAAGUGUACCCUUAUAAGGAGAGAAUGUUUAAUUUCUAGUCUUUUAUAAAGCAAAAUGAAAAAUAAUAAAAUUUUUAGGAAGAAGGUUAAGUUUGUUAAAUUUAGAUCACGUCAUGUGAUGUUCUUGGCAUCCGGUAAUAUACCUACCGGUUUUCAUGAAAAACACGCCUUUGCAUUAAAGUAAUGUGCAACGAUUGAAUAAUUGUAUUAAGCGAAACUACGACUACAAUGUUCUUAUUGGUUUUCUUUUUUUUUUGGUUCUCAUAGAUUUACACGGGCACUUAGCAUUAUGACAUCUAUUGAUAUCAAAGCAUAGCGAAACUGUUACGAAGGAAGCUACGUGCAGCUUUAAAUAAACCUCAGAUAGCUUAACGUGAAAUCAUUUUUUGCCAACUGCAACAGGAAUAAUAAUCACAUUGGCUAACGACGUCGAAUGUUAGCGAGAAAUUUUUGCAAAAAUAUUUUUUCUUUUUCUUCUAUUUUCUUCUACUUUCUUUCAAAUUGAAUUUUGAAAUUCAAAUUUCUGUCUGGAAGCAUUGAGACAAAAUGUAAAUGAUUGAAUGGACUUUGAAGUUCACACCGACCAAGAAGUUUUUUUUAGCUUUAUCUGAUGUCUGUGAGUGAAAUGGCUUUGGUUUGGUGUAUCCCUCACAUGCUUUAAAGAUUAAUAUAAAACAAGUUUUAUGUAAUAUUAUAGACAGACAAACACCCGAUACAUAUACAUGCUGUCUGCUGCAGUCUUUCGAAAGAAAAAACAAAACAAAAAGAAACAAGAAAUUGAAUUUUUAUCCGCGUUUGUACGAAUUUCCUAACACCUAUUACUACGCAGCUAAUAGUGCCAAAACAUGAUUCGAAGGAACUGGUUUUAUGAGAUUUUUUCAAUAAAUGUUGAACUCACUGAACUCGCAUUCUAUGCUUGUGAGAAAUAAACCAAAAAAAUAGAUUAAACAAAAAAAUGAGAAUAAGAAAAAUUGAAUGAGUUUAUAAAAUUUAUUAUUAAAGAAAGUACUAAAAAAAAAUUAUUGAUCCACGUAACUGCAACUAGCUAGAAAAAUAGAUCAUGUACUCGGCUAAAUUGCAACAUUUCUAACUUCGGAAAGGAGAAGAACAAAAGCGGUACAAAAAACAAAAAAAUAUAUAACAUUUUUUUACUAAAAAGUGCAGUGCAGUGAAAAAAUAUAAAAUCAUGAAAAGAAAAAAAAUAUUCUAAAUAAAAUUUAAAAACAGAGUAACUGUUAAAUAGAAAUCAAUAAAAACGGGGUAGACUUCUCAUCAAAGUGAAUAUCUACAGAUUAUAGAAAAAUAAUAAUAAUAACAACAACAACAUAUAUAUAUAUAUAUAUAUAUAUAUGAACAAAAUGAAAUUAUUUAAAAACGAGAAAUUUGCAAACAUUCUUAUGUUGCUAGUGGUUGUUAACAGCAGCAGCAACAUGUGCAUGGCUUUAUCGAACAACUGUUUGCAGAAAACUGAAUCCCUCGAUCCUAUGGCUGCCUCGGAAUCGGAGCAAUACUUUCCUGCUAACCCGGACCGGUAUAACAGUGAUCCAAGUUACAUGAUGUCGCACUAUAAAAAUUUAAGCUUUGUUGCUUUGCUGCCGAGUCACGAGCAACAGAACAAAAACGAUUGUAUUAUGCCCAAGGUUUUGCCUGUACUCGAGUUAGCCAUCAAACACAUUCAAAAUUUAGGUUUCGUUCAUGGCUCGCGUAUCGAUGUCACUUUAAUAUCACGCGAUACGAAUUGUUCAUCAAUUCAUGGUCCCAUUGGUUUCUUCGAGAUUUAUAUGAAAUUUUCCGAGCUGAACGCUGUUUUCGGCUUACCAUGCGAGUAUGUAUUGGCGCCGAUUUCACGUUAUGCCGGCGUCUGGCAAAUACCUGUACUUACGUCUGGUGGCAAUGCCGCCGACUUCUCGAACAAGGCCACUUCGUAUCCCACACUAACAAGAUUAAAGGGAGCUCAAGCCAACAAUUUAGGUAAUGCGGUACGCGCCAUAAUCGCGAAUUUCAAUUGGACGCGAACAGCAUUAAUUUAUCAAAACGAGCAUACGAAAAUUAAGGGAAAUUCGGUUUGUUUUUUUUGCAUUGUCGUAGUCCAUGAUAAAUUGAACGAACAUAAGGCAUCAGUCUAUCAGCAAGCUUUCGACACGGAUCAAUGGAAGAAAACCGAUAUCAUACGUAUGCUGGUGACGGUCUCCAAACACACAAGAAUUGUAAUCAUGUGCGCGGAUCCGCAAUCCAUACGUAAGAUCAUGCUAACCGCCGAAGAGUUAAAUAUGAUCGAUAGCGGUGAAUAUGUCUUCAUAAAUAUUGAAUUAUUUUCAAGAGCUCCACAAUUAACAUCGCAGCCUUGGUACGAUAAAGAGGAUACGAGGGAAAAUAAUGAACGUGCACGGAAAGCUUACACGGCUAUGCUGACCGUAACACCGAAACAACCCAACGACGAUGAAUACAUACGCGUGUCAAAUGAGAUUAAAUCUAUAGCGGCAUCUAGAUACAAUUACACAUUUCAUAAUAAUGAACCAAUCUCGGCUUUUGUAACGUCAUUUUACGAUGGCGUUCUAUUAUACGCCAGUGCUUUGAACGAUAGUAUACGGGAUGAUCCGACGAUAUUAAAUCGUCCCAUCAAUGGCACAGAAAUGGUGCGACGUAUGUGGAAUCGCAGUUUCAAGGGCAUUACGGGCAACGUGACCAUCGAUGCUAAUGGAGAUCGGAUAUCUGCCUACUCGCUCCUGGACAUGAAUCCCGAAACGGGUCGUUUUGAGAUAGUCGCCCAUUUCCAGCAAAAUGUUUUGGAAUUUGUAAAUAAAAUACAUUGGGCCGGGAAUCGAACAAAAGCGCCCGACGACAGCCCUGUUUGCGGUUACGACGGGACCCUAUGUCCAGAAAGUUCAUUACCGGGUUACGCUAUACUUUCCUUAAUACUUGGCGUAGUUGUUAUUAUAAUAAGCGUUUGCUUUUUUGUCAGUUAUCGCCAUUAUAAAUCCGAAGCAGAAAUCAAUUCAAUGGCUUGGAAAAUUAAUAUCGAUGAAGUUAUUUGUCAUAAUUCAGCGGGACGUUGCCUUCGUGGCUCUUUGUAUUGUUUAGUUAAGCACAGUUCACAAAUGACUUUAAUGUCUGACGACAUGAACUCUUUAAGUGGUGGUGAUCGUCAAAUUUUCAUACCUGUGGGUUUUUAUCGGGGUUGCAAAGUAGCAAUCAAAACCAUUAAUAACAAUAUAAGCUUAACGCGCUCUCUAAUGCUGGAACUGAAGCGAAUGAAAGAUUUGCAACAUGAUCAUUUGGUAAAAUUCUACGGUGCCUGCUUGGAUCCAACGAAAAGUUUCAUUUUAACCGAAUACUGUCCGAAGGGCUCUUUGCAAGACAUUCUAGAAAAUGAGCAAUUCCAGCUUGAUUGGAUGUUUAAACUAUCACUUAUGCAUGAUAUUGUCAGAGGCAUGCAAUUUUUACAUAGUUCCGAUAUUAAGUCGCAUGGAAAUCUAAAAUCAUCCAAUUGUGUGGUCGAUUCUAGAUUUGUAUUGAAAAUCUGCGAUUUCGGUUUGCAUACAAUGCGAACGCGACGUAAUGAGGAUCAAUGCAGCGAUGUCGAAAACUGCAACAGUCAUGCAUAUUGGAGUAAACUUUUAUGGACAGCCCCGGAAUUGCUCAAAAUGGGGGAUCAACGGCCGCCAGAAGGAACGCAAAAAGGUGAUGUCUACUCGUUUGCUAUUAUUAUACAUGAGAUAACGACACGUCAAGGUCCAUUCUAUUUGGGUAAAUUGACAGACGAGAAAUCGCCUGAAGAAAUCAUCCAUUUGAUAAAAGGCUAUCCACACUUAAUGCAGUCCCCUUUUCGACCGCAAUUGGUGGAUAUAUCGCCUGAUUUCAAAGAAAUCAACAGUGUAAUGCAAAAGUGUUGGUCCGAAGAACCUAAUGAACGGCCAGAUUUUAAUGCUUUGAAAACGAUUAUCAGAAAUAUUAACAAAGACAAUGAAACUGGUAAUAUUGUUGAUAAUCUCCUAAAACGUAUGGAACAGUAUGCAAAUAACUUGGAAGAACUGGUUGAAGAACGCACUCAGGAUUAUUUGGAAGAGAAAAAGAAAUGUGAAAAGUUGCUUUAUCAGCUUUUACCACAAAGUGUUGCAGCCCAGUUGAUAAGUGGCCAGCCGGUAGUGGCUGAAUUUUUCGAUCAGGUCACGAUUUAUUUCAGCGAUAUUGUUGGUUUUACCGCGAUUUCGGCCUCAAGCACACCUAUGCAAGUUGUACAAUUUCUAAAUGAUCUCUACACCUGCUUUGAUUCAAUUGUUGAAAAUUUUGAUGUCUAUAAAGUGGAGACUAUUGGUGACGCCUACAUGGUUGUUUCCGGUUUACCGAUACGUAACGACAAUAAACAUGCCCCCGAAAUAGCGCGAAUGGCUUUAGCCUUACUGGAAGCUGUCCACAAUUUUAAAAUUCAUCAUCGUCCUAAUGACCGUUUAAAACUGCGUAUCGGUUUACAUACUGGUGCUUGCGUGGCCGGCGUUGUCGGUUUAAAAAUGCCAAGAUAUUGUUUAUUCGGCGAUACGGUAAAUACUGCCUCCAGAAUGGAAUCGAAUGGUGAAGCUUUAAAAAUACACAUAAGUGAAAAAACGAAACUGGCUUUAGAUGAAUUUGAAAGUUUCGUAACAACACGUAGAGGUUAUGUGCCUAUGAAAGGUAAGGGCGAGAUGUUAACUUACUGGCUGGAAGGUGAAAUAGCGAAAACGGAAUCUCCGCUGUUAACAGAUAAACUAAUGAUUUCGCGACGCUGUUCAUUAAAACAAAAUCCACGUUAUGGCUUAACGAGUAAGCAAUAUAAUGAGAAAAUUGCCAACUUCAGUUAUCACAAUUCCCCUAACUUAAGAGUAAAGCGUAAGAUUUCCUCAUCUUCGCCCAAACUUAAUGAUGCAGAAUUUAAGACUGAAGAUUUCUAUUACAAUUUCGGAACGAAUCCCAAUGGCAAAAUUCCAACAAGUCAUUUACGCCCAUUAGCCAACGACAUUCACAGCAGCCGUUCUUUCAGAGAAGACAGCGUUCGAGAUACGAAUUGGGAAAUGGCGAAUUUUCGUUUACCUCUAUCGGGCACUUUAAAAACUCAUGCAAACGCUAAAUUGCAAGGCUAUUCGCAACUGUCUUCUACUCAGUCAAAUUUCAAUCUAAGUAACUCACAAUCUAUAUCUGCAAAAUUAAAAAUAAAAAACUCCUCUACUAUUGCGAGUGCAAUGAAUAACAAUAACGAUUCGAUAGGUAGCAUGAAUAACACUAAUCGAAUUAUUCCGAAUGGGACAAAAAGCAGCGAAGACGGCCAAAAUUUGGUGCCACAAGAAACACAUGAAGAACGAGAAGAGGAACAGAUUGAAGAAGCCAUAAGCCCUCUGGAACAAAAUUAUGAAAAAUUUAAGGAAAGCAAAUCUGUGAAUAAUAGUACAAUACCAUUAGAUUUUCCUCACGAAACCCCGCUAACGCUUAAUAUGAAUGUGAUCAACGCCAGCGACGAUAGGCAUUAUGAAAAUGUCAAUAGCUUAAAUAAUGUAAAAAAAUUUAUUACAAUACCUAACAAGAAGUCGAAUGCGCAAAUGCCUCAUAAUAGCAGAGGGGAAAGAGAGGAAUUUGCCAGCCCCGAAGAAGACGAAAUUACGGAAAAUUUUAUUCAUAACAAUAGUAACAAUGAUCGUAGUCAUCAUCUGAAUCAUCUUCAUUCCCACCACGCCCAUCAUCAUAGUAACAGUACCGCAGUUACGCAGCCAUUAUUAGCCAAAAUAAACUCAUAGCAUAAUCUAAGGAAUUUAAGCGAAUAUUAAAAGAAAGUACCAAAAGAAAAUCCUAAAGAAAUAUUUGCGUUUUCUUUUUAUUUAAAAAUUUUUCGAUCUAACUUAUUUGAGUUCAAAUUGAAAUUGUGAAUAAUCAAGCUUUUUAGAGUUAAGAAAACUAUUUAUAGAUGUCGACCUAAUUAAAAUUAAUAAUAAUUACAUAUAAAUUAGCGUUAACGAAGAAGUGACAAAAACAGUAUUUCUUGUUUCAUAAAACAAAUAAGAUGAAAAUAUUUUUUAAAAAUUUUAAUGAUAAAUGUUCCUUUCAAGAUUUUCC